CCUGACAUGUAUUGCGUAAACAGAAAGCGCGUCAACAACAGAGAGACAGUACGCUAAAGAAAUUAAGCUUAGAAACUAAAAUUAGUUAAAGGUAUAAAUGUAUAUACUUUUACAUUUAAACACGUAAUGAUGAGUAGGUUAUUGAGAGGACUCAUUGAGAAAGUUUAUGUUAGUGAAACGAGCAAGUCACGUCUGAAACUAAUAAGGUGGAUGCAAAGAAAAAGAUUACUCAAAGGAAAAACGAAAUGCAGGCGAUGCAAGAAACGCAUGAAAAUGGUGAUCUCUUCUUGUAAAGAUGGUUACAUCUGGCAGUGCAAAAAGUCAUGCGGACGAAAGAGAAAAAGCAUUAGGACCAACUCAAUUUUUUCCAAAUCCCAUGCAAGCCUUUUUAGUUGGAUGAAGUAUAUACACAGAUUUUCACAGGGUCUUCAUUUGAGACAGGUGGAUAUGAUCCAAGAUAACAUCUCAAAGAGUAGUGCAACUCUGUCCAAGAUGUCCAUGAAAUUGCGCAGUGUAUGUGUGAGAAGUAUGCGAAGGUUCAGGAAAAAAAGAGGGCAAAAAGUUGGUGGGCUCAAUGUAUGUGUACACAUUGAUGAAAGCAAGUUUCGCCACAGACGAAAAUAUGGGAGAGGGCGUUUGGGGGGUGCAUGGAGAAGAAAAAGCUGGGUAUUCGGAAUGGUUGAGAUUUUGCCCUCCCGAAAACCAGUACUGCGGUUGGUGGACAAACGGGACAAGACAACCCUCUUACCAAUCAUUGAGAAACAUGUAAAACGAGGCAGCAUUAUUCAUAGUGAUGAAUGGCGUGCAUACUCGAGUCUUCCAGAGAGAGGAUAUCAACACCACACAGUGAACCACAGCGUUAAUUUUGUAAACCCAUUGACAGGGGUACAUACACAAAACAUUGAAAGGGCAUGGACAAACUUCAAAAGGGAAGUGUGGAGGUUGCGUGCAAAUCGGUCAGAGAAGUCUCUCAAAAACCAUCUGAUAUAUAUAGAAUGGACUUAUUGGUUAGGCAGGAGACAUAGACAAGGAAUUCUUGGGAGGCUUUUGCAUGAUAUUACUCAGUUUUAUCACUGACUAUUUCUAUUUUCUUUUUUGUUUGAAUUUGUGUUUCUCUAACUGUUGUUUUGACUUGUACAAUAUUUUCAUGUUUUUACAUACCUUUUGAUUUACUACAGAUGCACAUACAUCAGUGUAAAAAAGUGAAAGGUUAUUAAAAGGAGUUGAUUGGACAAACAAA
Misgurnus anguillicaudatus (oriental weatherfish) is the source of this 1240-nucleotide messenger RNA. The record is from RefSeq and is a predicted model, not a curated record. Lineage: Eukaryota; Metazoa; Chordata; Actinopteri; Cypriniformes; Cobitidae.